Molecule: messenger RNA, 3820 nt
Organism: Larimichthys crocea (large yellow croaker)
Lineage: Eukaryota; Metazoa; Chordata; Actinopteri; Sciaenidae
Gene: retreg2
Product: reticulophagy regulator family member 2
Exons: 9
Coding region: 117-1868 (583 amino acids)
Cellular component (GO): membrane
Source: RefSeq, a predicted model, not a curated record
GGAAGCUGCGUUGAACCAGCUUUUAAACUCCUUCCGACUUGACCACCUCAUCGUCUCCAUAUACCCCGUGAUAUCCACAAAAAAAAAAAAAAACAACAUAACAAAGUGGGGGAAACAUGGCGAGCGGAGAGGAGGCGAAAAGACGCCCCUCGGUUACCUCGUCCUCGGUCGGCCUGGAGGCUCUGUUCCCGGCGGGGACGUCGGAGCAGGCAGGCGGGGACGCGAACCCGGAGCUCGUCCGCCUGCGGGAGCGUCUCCAGGUCUGGCUAUCGCAGUACGAGCCCCCGCUGCUCUGGGUGCAGAGGCUGCUGGUCUGGGAGAGGCCGUUGUACAGCAUCUCUGUCGCCCUGACGCUCAACACUUUAUUCUGGCUGCUGUCAGCCACCUCCCUGCGGCCUCUCUUCCUGCUGAGUGUGUCCCUGCUGGGGCUCAUGCUCCUGGAGAGGUGGAAGCCAAAGCUGCCCAUCAUUACAGUUCAACAUGCAGAGCCUCACCCUGUACAAAGUGAGACGAUGAGCGCCGAGCAGCGUCUGCUCAGCAUUCCUGAGCUCAGCCACCACCUGGCUGAGAGCUACCUGACCUGCUGCCUGUACCUGCAGGAGAUGCUGCAGUACAAACGACAGAACCAUGGCAAGUUCUGCGCGAUGAUGUGCAGUGGCUGCUUUGUACUCGCCGUGGUUGGACAUUACGUACCAGGAAUCAUGAUCUCCUAUAUCAUAGUGCUGAGCGUGCUGCUGUGGCCGCUGGUGGUGUACCACGAACUAAUCCAGAGGAUGUACACGGGCUUGGAGCCCAUCCUGAUGAAACUGGACUACAGCAUGAAGUGGGAUACCGAACACCGCAAGCAUGACAAGAGGAAGGUGAAGAAGGAGAUGGAGGAAGGGGACGAGCCAAGAGCUGAAACGGAGAGCGAGAGCGAGGAGGAGCUGUCCUGUUUCGCCCCGACGGUGGAUGUGAAGACCACAGCUCUGGCGAUGGCCAUCACCGACUCGGAGUUGUCCGAUGAGGAGGCAUCCAUCUUAGAGAGCGGAGGGUUCUCCGUGUCCAGAGCCACCACUCCUCAACUCACGGACUUCUCUGAAGAUCUGGACCAGCAGAGUUUACACAGUGAACCAGAGGAGUCCUACAUGCGAGAUCUCCCAGAGUUCCCCUCAGUUGAGGAGUUUCCGUCCAUCGAGCAACACCUGCUCCACUUCCCCUUGCGGGGCCCCGGCCAGGUCGAUGGAGGCCAGGCUGGCGCUCAGUCAGAGGGGGAACUGUUGAGUCCCGCCAGCCUCCUCAUCCAGCACCUCGCGUCUCCGCUCCACUUUGUGAACACGCACUUCAACGGACACGGACGACCACCCGGGGGCGAGGAGGGUGCGAUGCCCGUGGCGGCUGCAGGGGAGGAAGCGGGGAGGCAGGGUGGAGGCGAGAAGGAUGAGGCAGCCCAGGGUGCGCAGCGCUCCUUGGAGGCGCUGAGCGAGGAGAUAGUGAGCACAGCCAUCUCCACUGUGGUGCAGAACACUCUGUCGGCACUGCUGCGCUCCAGCGAGGCCAGCGAGGAGCCCUCCCUGGCCGAGUUCCUCCCCACUGAAACCCCACCGGGUGCUCUGGAAAUCUCCACCCAACCCACCGACGCCGCCGCUAACACUACAAUUGCUACAAUAGGGGCGCCGGGGGCUGACGAGGAGCUGGACGAGGCGAUUACGACGGAAAGCGGCGCCGGCGACGACACACUAGUUCCGACAGAGGAAGAGGACUUUGAGCUUCUGGACCAAAGUGAACUGGAGCUGGUGGACGAGGGGCUGGACCUCAGCUCUGACAGACAGGCGGUUGGAGGAGCGUCAGAGACACCUCCAUCCCCUCAGCAUCAACCACAGUCAUAGCUUCCCUGUCGCCUCCCUGUGCCCCCCAGCUCCAACUGUUCUGUUUUUAUUUGUACGUUAGAACUACCUUAUAUCUAUACAUACAGCUAUAUACGAAACAUUUAUCAAAGAGUUUAGAGUUUAAUACAGUUGGUUGGUGAUUAUGUGGCAGAUGGUUGAGAUUACUUGGUGCGUUUUGCUUGUAGAGCCUCUCAUCACAAGGGGUCUGAUCAGCUUCAGAGUCCUCUAGUCCAGGACCAUCACAUUACGGGGAUCAUGACAGACACAGCUGUGGUCUGUACACAGAACUGGCUUUGGUUAACCAUUCGUCAGGAGGUCGCGAAGCAUUUUAGAUCCGGCUUUGCUUGAUUACUUAGUGUCGCUGAAUAAAUUCGCUCACUGCGCCGUCCAGUCUUUGACGCCUUUAUUUUCUACCCUGGCUGACAAAUCCACCUUGUUUUCUUUAAAGAGGAUGUUUAUGUAAAUGGUGUUAUGAAGAGUUGAAAUGUUGGAUUCUAUUAUUAUUAAUAUAUGCUAUAAAUUAUUUAAUUUAACAGUCAGUCGAUGAAACUUUAUCGUUGAGCUGAGGGGGGGGAAGUCUAAAAGUCCGUUUCCUUCAGUCGCCCACAAUGAUUGUAUUGUUUUAAUGACGACGUGCAGAUUUGAAACGUAGUUAUUCCCAGAGUUAGUCAAACAAUCGUAUUAUCCUUCACUUUAUCCUUACCUCCACGGUCUCCAGAGAGAGAGGAGAGAAGCAUUUCAUGGACGUUGUUGGAUGUCCACAAGUCGUAGAUCUUUACCCAAACACAUAAGUGACUUCGCCGCGGCAAGACAAAAAGAAACGUCCCCAAAUGCCUCGUUUUAUUUAUAUCCGUGGAUAGGAUUUAUGUUCACACAUCCACACGUAACUGAAUUUAUUUAUUGGAAUUAGUUUGAAAAACACAGGCUUCUCGUGAGACCCGAUUUGUACAUGUAUAGUCAUCACCGGGGGUAUGUAUAUUCACCGAAUAACCUCCUUUGUGCCACGACAAGUCCAUGCAUGCCAUGCAUCACGCAUGUUAUUUACCAUGAUCGAUAUUUGAGGUCAAUUUUCAAGAGUGUUACUUUAAACCGGAGCAGAUUUUCCUUUCUGUCUUUGGAGGGGGAGGGGGACGUACACAUGGAUUAGUGGAAAAACUGUUGACAAAAAAGAAACGCUCGACCGCGUAAAGACGCCGGUUUUUGCUUUUGUAAACCACUCAGCAUCCAAAAUCUCAGGGGUGGGUUGUACAAAUUGAAUAUAGCAUCGCAGAAUCCGUGUCCAUUCCCUGACUUGUCGUAGUGCAUUGUAUUUGUACUAACCUUUCUUUUUUUUUUUUUCAGUCGACGCCUCCUUGUGUAUAGUGUAGAAAUGCUAAACAAACAAAAAAAGAAAAUGUAUAUUCUGCAUGUAAAAACAGCACUCUGUUCAAGUUCUCCUUGUCAAACUGACAAAGUACUGCACAAUUUGUGAGGAAAAAAUAUAUAUAUAAAUUUGAAUGUUUCAGGUUAAAAGAGCCCAUUUAAAUUCAGUUUGUUUAAUAUUUAAUUACCAACCUGGGGGAAUACAAGUUUUGAUGUGUCCUCAUUUUUAAGACUACUCGACUGACUGGAAAUGGGUGGCACGUGACAACAUCUGAUAUAGAGAAGGAUAUUAACAGACUAGUUUGUGUAUGGUAGUAGUGUGUUAUAUGCUUAAAAUAUCGCUUCUUCUUCUAAAAAAAAAAAAGCACUUACUGAACUGUACAAUUUUAAGAAAAAAAAGGAAUAUAUUUUCUAAUUUCUCCUUUUUCCAUAAAGUACUCAGUUUGAUCUUUUACAUCUAAAAACAUAAUGGCUAUGGACGAGUUUCACAAAGCGGUAAAAGAUGUAUUGUCAUGAGGCUGGUAAAAUAAAAAUAAAAACUGCAACUCCACAUGUGAAAGUAAGAGAAUAAAAGAACAAACUGAAACUAA